Messenger RNA from Glarea lozoyensis ATCC 20868, 1002 nucleotides. RefSeq names its product Di-copper centre-containing. The record is from RefSeq and is a predicted model, not a curated record. Gene Ontology annotation, molecular function: oxidoreductase activity. The coding region runs from base 1 to 1002 and encodes 333 amino acids. The transcript is spliced from 4 exons. NCBI's taxonomy places the organism in Eukaryota, Fungi, Ascomycota, Leotiomycetes, Helotiales, Helotiaceae.
AUGAAGAUAUCUCUACCCCCAUGGCCCCCAUCAAUCUCCAUCACAUCUCUCCUUCUCCUUCUCACAACCCCCAUCCUCGCGCUCUCACCCCGACAAAACGGCUGUACGAACCCCACGAUCCGUAGGGAAUGGAGCAGCGUCAGUCAAGCCCAACGCGAUUCCUACACAAACGCGGUGAUGUGUAUGACCCGGAAACCGUCGAAAAUUCGGUUGAGCACAAGUCGCUUCGACGACUUUACUUGGGUGCAUAGACAAAUGUUCGGUGACAUUCAUAUUAAUGGACCUGAUAUAUUGGCGCAGUUUUUGCCGUGGCAUAGAUACUUCGCGCACAUCUACGAACAAGAACUCCAAGCCUGCGGCUAUCGCGGCUCGAUGUUAUACUGGGACUGGGGCCAAUCCGCAUCCGACCCUUUAAACGCAGCCAUCUUCUCUGACCCAGCCGGUCUGGGUGGCAAUGGUGUUUCCUCUCCAGCAUGUCAAUACAUCCCCGGGAACAGAGUCGCCAGACAAUGCGUCGUUUCCGGUCCGUUUGCUCAACUUCGCCCAGCGUAUUAUCAGGGUAGUACGGUGCCACAUAGUCUGCAUCGAUGUUUCAAUUGUGGAAGUCCGACGAUGUUCAAUGCAUCUUGGACGCAAGCUGUGGUUUUUAAUGUCCUGUUGCAAUCGACGUAUAAUAGAUUUAGCACGGAGUUGUAUAUUGGACCGCAUUUGAGCAUUCAUGAUGCUAUUGGGGGUGACUUUCCGACUACCACGUCGCCGAACGAACCUCUCUUCUGGCCACACCACGUGCAAGUCGAUCGAGUCUGGUGGAUCUGGCAGAACCUCGACCCAGCAAACCGCAUGUUCCAAUAUGAAGGCAAGACGGUCAUCGGGAAUUCGCCACCGACUCGGGCUGUGUUGGCCGAUGUCAUGCAUGUGCUUGGUUUGGCAAGCGAUGCGCCUGUCUCGCAGGUUAUGAAUACGGAGGGGGGCUUUUUGUGUUAUCGAUAUGAUGGGUUGUGA